This is a messenger RNA of Euleptes europaea (tarantolino), 1716 nucleotides long. It is a transcript of the gene OCEL1, whose product is annotated as occludin/ELL domain containing 1. Gene Ontology annotation, biological process: bicellular tight junction assembly. Lineage: Eukaryota; Metazoa; Chordata; Lepidosauria; Squamata; Sphaerodactylidae. The record is from RefSeq and is a predicted model, not a curated record. The transcript has 5 exons. Gene Ontology annotation, cellular component: apical plasma membrane; cytoplasmic vesicle; bicellular tight junction. Bases 1 to 1716 code for a protein of 571 amino acids.
AUGGCUUCUGGGGAGAAAACUGCCUCAGGCAGAGAGAAGAGGCGGUCUGUGGUAGAAGUCACUGGAGAUCUGCUCAGUUCCAACAACUGGCCAACACCUUCCUGGACAAAAAGUUCUGGAAAUUCAUGGCAUUCCAACUCCUCGGACGAUCUCCAUGCCUUUCCUGAUGGGCCUUUUCCCCGUCCCCUAUCAACCUUUGCUGAUUUACCUCAGGACCCAGAGGCCGCCUCUCUGAAACCAGUCCGGCGGUUCAUUCCACCAUCUUGGAAGACCUUUUUUCACAAAUGGUGGAGGAAGCCUUGGUCGGGGCCAUCUUUCGUAAGCUACUCUAGGGAAGGCGAAGAGAGUUCCCCGCCGUUAUCUCCCCUUUUCAACCGUCCCCAGAGGAUCAUCUCUGACAGAGACGAGAUCUCCAACGAGGAAGACAACGGUGAUUUUAAAAAGCCACCUUCGGCCUCCACCGGCCCUCCGAGGUACGAGAAGACGUUGCUGACCCUGAGCCAUGGCAACCUGUCGACGGGCCCACCGAGCUAUAAGGAGAAGCUGGAGGCCUACGACUAUAAGUAUUCUUACAUGAAAUCUUGGCCAGGCCUGCUUCGGUUGCUGGGGGGCCUGGAACUCAUCUUGGGGGGGAUGGUUUUUGCUUGUACGGCAGCCUACAUCCAGAAGGACUACCAGUGGUCUCAACUAUACGGUGGUAACCUUCUCUCCAAUGGCGUCCUCGGGGGAGGAUACGGGUAUAACUAUUAUGGGCCAAUGACCCCCUUUGUGUUGGUGGUGGCCAGCCUGGCCUGGCUGGUGACCGUGAUCCUGCUAGGCCUGGGAGUCACCAUGUACUACCGGACGAUCCUCCUGGACUCCCACUGGUGGCCUCUGGCCGAGUUUGGCCUCAACCUCCUCAUGUUUCUGCUCUACAUGGCUGCUGCCAUCGCUUACGUCAACGACGUCAACCGUGGCGGGCUCUGCUACUCCGUCUUCGCCAACAACCCACUCAUCGUGGCUUUGUGCCGAGUCGAAGGGGGCCAAAUGGCGGCCAUUGCUUUCCUCUUUAUCACCACGUUACUCUAUCUGACUGGAUCCCUUGUCUGUCUCAAGAUGUGGAGGCAUGAGGCUGCCAGGAAGAAGAUGGCUCUGUUAAGGCUCAGGGAGGUAUCUCGUGAGGGUAGGACACCUGCAUACACAUCUAAGCAAAAGUCGAGCUCCCCGCAAGCUGUGGCCAAGCAGGCUGUGUCCGGGAAUGAAUCUCAACCAUCCAGAAAGGUCACCAGGCGUGUUGAGUUUUCAGAGGAGGGUGAGGAGGACCCUGCAAAGCUAAACUACAGCAUCCCGACGGGCCACCACCCAAAACCACAUGUCGUCCCAGAUUAUGUGAUAAAGUAUCCGGCAAUCAGAAGCAUAACCGAGCAGGAGAAAUACAAAGCGGUCUUCAAGGACCAAUAUGCCGAAUAUAAGGAGCUGUACCAUGAAGUCAGAGCUGCCCGGCAGAAACUGAAAGAGCUGGGGCAUCUGAUGGACAAACUGCCCCACACCUAUCAGAAUAAGAAGGAGCAGAACAGGGUUUCCACUGUGCGGAGGGAAUACGAGGAGAAGAAGAAGGAUCCCACCUUCCUGGAGAAGCAGGAACGCUGCGAUUAUCUGAAAAAGAAGCUCUCUCACAUCAAGGCCCAGAUCCAAGUGUAUGACGGCGCGGCUGAAGACGGCUCUGUGCACUUCUGA